Molecule: messenger RNA, 1465 nt
Organism: Coffea eugenioides
Lineage: Eukaryota; Viridiplantae; Streptophyta; Magnoliopsida; Gentianales; Rubiaceae
Product: peroxidase 43
Exons: 4
Coding region: 389-1348 (319 amino acids)
Biological process (GO): response to oxidative stress; hydrogen peroxide catabolic process
Cellular component (GO): plasmodesma; plant-type cell wall
Molecular function (GO): heme binding; peroxidase activity
Source: RefSeq, a predicted model, not a curated record
UAGUAGCAAGGAAAAAAGAGCAAGAGAACAAAAUACAUGCAACAAAGACGGUUGACACAUUGCACACCUUCCCUUUAAUUGCUGGCAGCUCAAAUUUAGAGGUUUGCAGCUAGCAAGCAAAGAUUCUUUUCCACCCAUUCCCAAUUACUAUAUUAAUUACUCCUCUUGUAUGCGUGUAUAUCUUUCUUCAUCAUCCUGUCUUCUACUUCUUCUUCAUACUCUGGAGUCGGUCAACUCAAUCUAGUAUGUUAGCUAUAUUGAAAGAUAUUAUUCACAAGUUUUCUCUAUCUAUAGAAGUCUGAACCUUGACUCAUUGAUGCUCUUUCAUUAAUAGGUAAUUAUAGGACUAGAACACAGAUAGUAGUAUAUAACAAUAAUUAAAGUGCAAAUGGUACAACUAGUUUUGAUCCUCAUUUUGAGCAGUGGUUAUCUAGUCGGGUUUUCUCAAGGCCAACUUAGAGUUGGUUUCUAUGGUAACACUUGCCCAGAUGCCGAGAACAUUGUCAGAGAUGUUGUCGGUGAAGCGGCCUCCUCCAGCAACGAUGUUGCUCCACACUUACUCAGGCUUCAUUUCCACGACUGCUUUGUUGAGGGGUGCGAGGGGUCUAUACUGAUUCAGAACGGGCCAACAGCUGAGAAAGGAGCAUUUGGGCAUCAGGGCCUCCAAGGUUUUGAUGUGAUUGAGAACGCCAAGGCACAGUUGGAAGCUGUGUGCCCAGGGGUGGUUUCUUGUGCAGAUAUUGUGGCUCUGGCCGCAAGAGACGCUAUCGUUUUGGCCAAUGGACCGUUUUACCAGGUUGAAACCGGAAGAAGAGAUGGACUAGUUUCGGACAAGUCCUUGGCUGAUAACAUGCCGGAUGUUGAGGAUUCAAUUCAGGUACUGAAGACCAAGUUUCAGCAGAAAGGCCUCACCGCCAAAGACCUUGUGGUUCUCAGCGCUGCACACACAAUUGGUACCGCAGCAUGCUUCUUCAUGACAGAUCGGCUCUACAACUUCCCACCAAAUGGAGGCUCCGAUCCUUCCAUAGACCCGCAACUUCUCCCUGAAUUAACCAGUACAUGUCCCAAAAAUGGCGAUGUAAAUGCCCGAUUGCCGAUGGACCGCGGCAGCGGGCAGACGUUCGACGACCAGAUUCUGCGAAACAUCAGAAGCGGCUUUGCAGUUCUACGAUCCGACGCCAGCCUGUACGAGGAUGAAGCUACAAGGAGCGCGGUGGAUUCUUAUUUUGGUUUUCUUGCUCCAUCCCUGGAGCAAGAUUUUGCUGCUGCAAUGAUCAAAAUGGGGAGGAUUGAAGUAAAGACUGGUUCCCAAGGCACAAUCAGGCGCGUCUGUUCUGCUUUUAACUGAUUGUAUUAUAUUUACCUCCCAAAGAAAGAAAGAAAGAAAAAUCAUGUGCUUAUCACACGUAUAUGUACUACGGUAUUUGAUACUCCAAUGAAUAAUAGUAUGUCGAGUUGUUCUUAU